AUGGCGAACCAUAUGGCCAAUGGCCACAGUAAUGGCAUACACUCUGGCACGACGCUGGACAAACUCCCCAAGUCGAACGUCUUCACAUCGAACUUGCCACCAGACUCGCAAUACCCGACCCCAGAAGCGUCACAUGCUGCUCCGCGAGAGAGGCUGGGCCCGCGAAUGGUGAAGGAAGCAUUGUAUACCUACGUCCGUCCCGAGCCUACAGAAGAGCCAGAACUGCUCGCUGUCAGCAAGCGGGCGCUGAAGGAUCUUGGCCUCUCUGAAUCAGAAGCGAGCUCAGACCUUCUCAAAGAGGUCGUUGCGGGCAACAAGGUCUUCUGGGACGAGAAAAAUGGCGGCGUAUAUCCAUGGGCGCAGUGCUAUGGCGGCUUCCAAUUCGGGUCCUGGGCUGGCCAACUGGGUGAUGGCCGUGCUAUUUCCCUGUUCGAAGGCACAAACCCAGACACUGGCGUCCGGUAUGAAUGGCAGCUGAAGGGUGCGGGCAAGACACCGUAUAGCCGCUUCGCAGAUGGCAAGGCAGUGUUGAGGUCGAGUAUCCGGGAAUUUGUCGUCUCAGAAUACCUCAACGCGUUGGGAAUACCCACGACGCGCGCUCUGUCACUCACAUUAUGUCCGAAGUCUCAGGUCUCUCGUGAACGUGUCGAACCUGGCGCAAUCGUUUGCCGCUUCGCGCAGUCGUGGCUCAGGUUCGGGACGUUUGAUUUGAUGCGGUCGAGAGGCGACCGCGGUCUGAUUCGGAGGACUGCCACUUACGUUGCGGAACAAGCCUUUGGUGGAUGGGACAAACUCCCGGCACGCGUCGAGAUCAAAGAAGGCGGAUCAGCCACAUAG
Cyphellophora attinorum is the source of this 837-nucleotide messenger RNA. RefSeq lists its product as uncharacterized. Bases 1 to 837 code for a protein of 278 amino acids. The record is from RefSeq and is a predicted model, not a curated record. NCBI's taxonomy places the organism in Eukaryota, Fungi, Ascomycota, Eurotiomycetes, Chaetothyriales, Cyphellophoraceae. The transcript has a single exon.